ACUUAGUAACAAGAGAAUAAUUCAAGCAGGCAGUUUAAACAAGUACGUUAGAUUUUCAAAAACAAUGAAUUCGUUAACACAAGUGGAAAUAGAAUAUUACAGAGACGCUUUUAAGUUCUUUGACAGAGACAAGAAAGGCUACAUUACCGCCGAGGACUUUGAUAAAGCUCUGCGACGCAUGGGUAACACCAUUCCAACGGAAGAGGAAGUUCAAAAUUUGUUAAAGGAAUACGAUAUAAAUGGUGAUGGGAAGGUCACAUUCGAGGAAAUGGUUGUUAUGACUGUCAAACGGAAACAAAAUGAGGAUGAAGACCCAGAAAGCAGGAAACUAUUCGAUAAAUUUGAUAGCAAUAAAGAUGGUUAUUUAAACAGAGAAGAACUUGUUGAAGUUUUAGCUCAGUUAGGACCCAGAUUAUCAUCUACAGAUGUGGAAGAGAUUUUACGAGAUUAUGACGAGAAUCAUGACGGUCUAAUACAGUUUUCAGAAUUUGAGAAGAUGCUGAUACAGUGAUGUACCUUUAAAAGCAGUUUCUGGCGAAAAACCAGUGAUUUGAUUAUUCUAGCUACAAGUGUAAAACAAUGACCUUGAGGAUUAUAAAAUUGUACAAUUGUGUAGACACUAUAAAUGUGAUAUCCUGUCAACUAUAUAAGCUUUAAUUUCAUACAUGUUUUUCAAUUUUUAAAUAGUUAUGUUUCGUGAUUUGCAAAUUAUCAACUCAUUAAAUACUAGCACCAUUUUCAAUUAAGUUCCC
This is a messenger RNA of Mytilus trossulus (common blue mussel), 752 nucleotides long. RefSeq lists its product as uncharacterized. Lineage: Eukaryota; Metazoa; Mollusca; Bivalvia; Mytilida; Mytilidae. The record is from RefSeq and is a predicted model, not a curated record. Gene Ontology annotation, molecular function: calcium ion binding. The transcript has 5 exons. Bases 65 to 511 code for a protein of 148 amino acids.